AUCACUUUCGGCUAAAGCUGUCUGCCACAGCGUCUCGAGGUUCGGCCUGUCCCCUUACACGCUCUCCACGCGCCAACAACUUUUCCGGGUUUUCGGAUGACUUUAAUCCAACGCGUAGAUUGAAUCUCAGAGAUCGUCCAUCCAACGGUGGAGAUCUGCUCACCUCGUUCUAUAAAUAGGUGCAUCCUGGAGAAAAACUGUUCACACCAAAGAAAAGAAUUUUUCCCCAGCCAUUCUCUCUCAAACUCUGCAGUCUUCCUCUCGAAACUCAAAUCCUUUCUUCAUCAAUUUCAAUCCUUCUCUUCUGAUCUUCUCUCCCAUUUGAAGAUUCGAUUUCAUCUUUCCUCUGAGAAUCUCAGAUCUCCAAUCACCAGUUCAACAACUCCAAUCCUUCUAACAAAAUCUCCCUCAAACACUAAACCAUGUAUUCCUCGAUAUUCACAUCCUCUCACCUCAUGACCCAAGAGCCACGAACUCUGCAACUAAUGGAGCUCCAAACCCCGCAACAAAUGGAACCACAACAACAGCAACCAACAGAGGAGGGAGGAAACACCCAAGCAGCUGGAAGUAGUGCCAACAUGGAUUUCUGGCGAAGCCGUACCAGAUGGAUUCCUACUCCAGAACAAAUAAGAAUCCUCAAGGAUCUUUACUACGUCAAGGGAUUUAAGUGCCCAUCUACAGAGCACAUUCACGAGAUCUGCCUCCAGCUGAACCAGUAUGGACAUGUUGAGGGUAAGAACAUUUACUUUUGGUUCCAGAACGUCAGGGCUCGAGAGAAGCAGAUGAAUAGGUGUAAUCAGGCUGCUCCAGUGCCCAUGGGAACUAGUUCUCUUGGUACUGGUGGAUCCAUCGAUCUCAAUUUUGGGUCCACUGGUUCUACUGGUGCUGGUGGAUCCAUCGACAUCAAUUUUGGGCCAGCUGGUGGAUCCAUCGACAUCAAUUUUGGGUCCACUAGUUCUACUGAUGAUGGUAGAUCCAUUGAUCUCAACUUUGGUUCCACCUAUUCUACUGGAGGACAAACAUCCCUACAACAACGAGGAGGAGAUCACCAGGAGGUUCAAACUCUUCCUCUGUUCCCCGUGCACAGCGAGGACGUCUUUGGUAACCUGAAGACUACUUCCGAGGAAGGUAGCGCAUUUGGUUACUAUUCUGGUGGCUCAGGCGGUUACCACAGUGGCUCAAACGUUUCUCUUGAGCUCAGCCUCAACCCAUCCGGAGCUGCUGACUAGGCUUAGUAUAGAAUAGUCCUCGUUUCCCUUUUUGUAAUAUAAAAUCAAUAAGAUUGUGUGCAUGUUUUCUUUUCUUUUUGUUUAACCAACAACAACACCAAGGAUCGAACCUUGGUCACUCAAUACUCUUUUCAAAAACCAUCGAGAACUCUGCUGCACACAUCUUUCAUAAUGAUGCAAUAAAAACAAUCACUCAAAACCUAGCAAUCAAUUAAGUCACACAGAGGU
Molecule: messenger RNA, 1457 nt
Organism: Rosa rugosa (rugosa rose)
Lineage: Eukaryota; Viridiplantae; Streptophyta; Magnoliopsida; Rosales; Rosaceae
Product: protein WUSCHEL-like
Exons: 2
Coding region: 423-1229 (268 amino acids)
Biological process (GO): plant organ development
Molecular function (GO): DNA-binding transcription factor activity; DNA binding
Source: RefSeq, a predicted model, not a curated record